AUGGUUAUGGUAGAUCCUCGUUUGAACCCAGUCUCCAGUAUGCAGUUUGAAGCAGAGAUUCUGAUAUUGCAUCAUCCUACCACGAUAAAGCCUAAUUACCAAGCUAUGCUGCACAUUGGGUCCAUAAGGCAAACUGCUACACUCGUUAGCAUGACAAAGGAGGUUCUGCGCACUGGUGAUCGUGACCGAGUAAUGUUUAGAUUCAUUCGUCUACCCGAAUACAUACGGCCAGGUACCCGUAUGGUUUUCCGUGAAGGCCGCACGAAAGCCGUCGGUACAGUGGUGAAUGUGAUUCCACAAGCAACGUUAGCACAGCAACGGUCGAAGUUCAAAGACAAAACUAACAGAACAUUUGUUAAGCGAGGAGGACCCAAGCCACCAAAUGGGAAGCCGAAAGUGGAUCCGACAAAGGAACACGCAUGA
Messenger RNA from Cooperia oncophora, 423 nucleotides. The record is from the annotation of a GenBank genome assembly. Lineage: Eukaryota; Metazoa; Nematoda; Chromadorea; Rhabditida; Trichostrongylidae.